AUGAUUUUAUUUUUUGUCAUGUUUGAAUAUAGGAGUCCAAAUCCUGCCAGUGUACCGAUGUGCUUGCCAAUGUACAGUCAAACCUUACAAAGAGCAUCACUGGGAAGAAGAAGAUUAAUAAAAUAUUUGAUAGAUUAUCAGAACUGAGAGAAUGUUUGGAUCCUGCCAAGGCAGAUGAGAUGACUUUAUCUGAGGCUGCUAAAACGGAGAUAAUACUCGCUGAGGAAGAUUUUCUUUUACAACAAUCAGCAAGACUGGAAACAUUGGGACAGCUACAGGAUACACUUGACAGUGAACAUAUUAAAGCUGUACCUAGCCUGACUGGCAAACUUCAAGAUCUGAGUGAGUUAACUAUUGAACAACAAGAUCAGGCUGGUAAACUGUCCGAGGAUAUUGAGAAUUUGCUAUCCACUUACAAUGCUAUUAUUACAGUACUAUCCAAGCAGUUUGUUAAAUGGGAUGAGACAGUUACAAAAAUUGAACAAGCAAGAAAUUCACAGAAAGUUCUGAAUUGAUCAGACUGAUGAAACUAUUUAUUUUGUCUUAAAAAAUAUGGUUUAAUUGUAUUUAGUGACUUCUUUUUAUUCGCCCGAAAAGAAAUUGCGAUGCAUAUUGUCACGCACCUGGUCAUCCAUCUAUCUGUACGUCCAAGCUUACAUUUGGAUACUUACUCUAUAAAAGUUAUGUGAAUCAUGCCUCUACAAUAAAAAAUGCCCACAACCUUGAGGUUAUUCAGUAUCAUAAGGAUAAUUAAUUGAGAUAAAACAUUUUUCAGACAAGUUUGUUAAUUGAGAGUCUUCCCUACUUGAAAGAUUCUUUUGUUACUCAAACAAGUUUUGAUUGGGGCGUAUUUAGCCUUUGUGGUGCUCUUAUUUGGGAUAUUUUGGAUUAAAUUUGAUUUAUGAUAUUUUUCAAAAGUUAAUAAUUUUCAUUGCCUUAUAAAUGUAAAUAAUUUAAAAUUUAUAUUGUGGCUCUGCUCUAAUGCUUGGGACCAUUCUUU
Messenger RNA from Ruditapes philippinarum (Manila clam), 1000 nucleotides. Its product is annotated as dynactin subunit 3-like. Bases 180 to 515 code for a protein of 111 amino acids. Gene Ontology annotation, cellular component: dynactin complex. Lineage: Eukaryota; Metazoa; Mollusca; Bivalvia; Venerida; Veneridae. The record is from RefSeq and is a predicted model, not a curated record. Gene Ontology annotation, biological process: cytoskeleton-dependent cytokinesis. The transcript is spliced from 6 exons.